Molecule: messenger RNA, 991 nt
Organism: Artibeus jamaicensis (Jamaican fruit-eating bat)
Lineage: Eukaryota; Metazoa; Chordata; Mammalia; Chiroptera; Phyllostomidae
Gene: B9D2
Product: B9 domain containing 2
Exons: 4
Coding region: 187-714 (175 amino acids)
Biological process (GO): cilium assembly
Cellular component (GO): MKS complex
Source: RefSeq, a predicted model, not a curated record
CGCAGGGCGGGUACAAGGCCAGGGGAGGAGGCUGCUGUUGCCCCAGCAACAACCAGAGGAGAGAACGUAGGCAAACGCGGCCUCUGAGAGAUCGUGGCGCCUCGGAUCUCUCGCUGCCGGGAAGAUCCGGGGAGAAGCGCGAGCCAGGCCUUGGAAGUCGGCGCCGGCGGAGAGAGGGACAGGGUCAUGGCUGAGGUGCACGUGAUUGGGCAGAUCGUAGGGGCCACCGGUUUCUCAGAAAGUAGCCUCUUCUGCAAGUGGGGCGUCCACACAGGGGCAGCGUGGAAGCUCCUGUCAGGUGUUCGGGAAGGCCAGACACAGGUGGACACCCCCCAAAUAGGGGACAUGGCCUACUGGUCUCACCCCAUUGAUCUGCAUUUCGCCACCAAAGGCCUCCAAGGCUGGCCCCGGCUCCAUCUCCAAGUGUGGUCCCAGGAUAGCUUCGGCCGCUGCCAGCUUGCUGGCUACGGCUUUUGCCAUGUGCCCAGCAGUCCAGGCACCCACAAGCUGGACUGCCCCACAUGGCGGCCCCUGGGCAGCUGGCGGGAGCAGCUGGCACGGGCCUUUGUGGGUGGCGGGCCCCAGCUGCUGCAUGGGGAUGCCAUCUACAGUGGGGCCGACCGCUACCGCCUGCACACAGCUGCUGGUGGAACCGUGCACCUCGACCUGGGCCUGCUGCUGCGCCACUUUGACCGCUAUGGUGUGGAAUGCUGAAGGACUCUGCCUCCGCAGCUCCCAUCCACAUCCGCGGACACCCAUGAGGGGCAGAACUAUACAGUGGUCAGAAGCGUGGGCUCUGGAGACUGCCAGACCUGACCCCAGUCAAGGCAUGCCCAGCUUCUGGCCUGGCUAGCACCUCGUCUCCCAGCUGUCCCUCUGAAGUCCAGUUUCCCCAUCUGUGAAAUGGGGGUAGCAAGUGUGUGGGGCCCCAGGGAUUUGGGAAAGAGGCUGCCUCCUAUAUCGAAUGCUAAAUAAAAGAGCUGUUCUGACA